GAGGAGUUGUGGGGAAACGGGGCGCGCUCGGCAGCUGGGCUGGGAGGGCGACGGGAGGGCGGCCACGCGCCUCACGCCUCAGUUUCCCCCUCUGGAGCCCACUCGGGAGCGUGGUCCGAUGUGGGUCGCUCCAGGCCUGAGGGAAGAGCCCAACGGUCUGAGGGGCGCCAGUGCUUUCAAAGUUUGGUUAUUUAUUUUUAACAACUUUAUUGAGUAUUCAUUUACAUAUCAUACGAUUCACCACUCGUUUUAAGUGUACAACUACGUUAUUUUUAGUAAAUUUAUCAAGUGGUGCAACCAUCACUACGAUCCAGCUUUAAGAUUUUUCCGUCAACCGAAGGAGAUCCCUCUUGCCCCUUUGCAGUCCAUCCCCCUCCCACCUCCAGCCCCAGGCAACCACGGAUGUGCUUUCUGAGUCUAGAUUUGCCUUUUCUGGACAAUUAUUAUGAGUGGAAUCGUCCGGUGUGUGUUUUUUGCAUCUGGUUAUUUUCGCUUAGUAGGAUGUGUUUGAGAUGGAUGCAUGUUGUGUGUGUGUGUGUCGGUGUUGUUCUCAUCCAUUCAUUAGUUAAUAAACAUUUGGGUGGUUUCUACUUUUUGUCUUUUAUGAAUAAUGACUUAUGAACAUUUGCAUACAUUUCAGUUAUCUUGGGCUAUGUGGGAGUGGAAUUUCUGGAUCACAUGGUAACUAUGUUUAACCUUUUGAGGAACUGCCAGACUGUUUUCCAAAUCAGCAGCUGCACCAUUUUACAACCCCCCAACAGUGUGGGCACGUGGGGACUUUGAGAACGUGACGAAAGCUCUGGCCCUCCUCUCCAGACAGCUGUACGCCAGCAGACACGUGGCCGCCGUGGCGGGGGUGCUGCAUCUGGCCAGAGCGCCCCACUUCUGGGGCAGUGGUUCUCACACUUUAAGUGAAAAUGGCUUCAACAAGAAAAACCAGCCGUCCUGCAUGCGAUAUCUUUGGUGAUUUUAGUAAUGUUUCCUUAGAAGAUUCAAAGAUGGAAGAAAUCAGAAACUUGAAACUCAGUAGAGGUCUUACCAAAAUAGCACCUGGUCAUAGCAGAUUUCUAAAAAGAGACCAACCUACGCGUGAAAAACACUUAUUCCCAAAAGAGAAUGCUGUCCUAGGGAGGGGGCCCUGGCUGUCCUCAGGGAGACCCCCGACCACUGCCUCGAAGCUCAGGGCCCACGCAGCGCUCACAAAGCUGGCCCAGAUCGAAACCAGGAUCAUGAAUCGGAAGGUGCAGAGGGAUCUGUCUGACAUAGACUCUGCCCCGAAGACCUCCGAGGACUGUCUUCCAAGGAGAGCAGACGAAGCUUCCCCCGGGGGUGUAGCUGAACUUUCUUUACAGAACACAGACAAAACCCCUCAGAAACAGGCCCGAGAAAUUCCUGUCACCAAGAGUGGUGUGCCGAGUGGGAAAGUCAGUAGGUUUCUAAAGAAGAAAGGACCACCCCUUGAAAACAUAUCCCCUGAAGCAUGUUUUGGGAAAGACAGGAAUCUUCAAACAUCCAAAGAGAAAGAACCUAUUAGAAAAUUGGAUUCUCUAGAUAGUGAUGAAGAGGAGGUGGGAAGCUUGAUGGAAUCUUCUAGAGAAAAAGAAACAUACACAAAUCAGGGUUUUACGAGCACCAAAGUCAGUGAUACAGAACCAAUAAAACUGUUCUCGGAUCAGAUCCCAACUCGACUGAGAGUCCUUUCUCUGCCCAGUGAGGAACUUUCCAGCCCAAACUCGCUUCAGACGUUGCCUUUGCCAACCUCACAGUCAGCAGACGGGACCCUUUGCAGUGUGCGCUCAAGAACUCACUCCCCACAGACUCAUGUUUCCGGUGACGCGGACUCCCGUGUGGCGUCGCUUUCCAUCACCGGCACCUGUUCUAGGAAUGUACCCUCAGCGAUGGGGCACAGUGGGCGCUUGUCCUUGCCCAGAAGGAGUGAGGCUGGGUCUCUGGAUGAGCUGCCCUCAGAAGCCACCGAUGACAGCCUAGACGAUUUUAGAAUAAAUAUUUUAUCCCUUGAUGACCUGGCUCCAGCUGCCAGUGAGAAAUCAGACUUGGAACAGAAAAAAGAAGGUCAGAGGGAAAAGGCAUCCAGCAAAAGCCCCCAGGCAAGGGAUGCACCCACGGCAGGAGAGGUCUCCGAACAUCUAAGCCUGCCAUCGGCUUUCUCUGCCCGGCCCGAGGGUGUGUCCAGCCUGCAGCCCACGUUUCAGGAACCUACAGCCGGCCCAGUGAGCUCCACUUAUUCGGAAGAUUUUGAAAAAUCCCCAAGUCCAACAGCAUCUGAGCCGCUGGCCCAUUCUGAGGAGUCCCCCGGCAGAAUGCUGGAAGCCUUGUCAGAAUUCUCUGGAAGCCUGAAAACAGACCUUCUCCCUGCAACGCCCAAGUCUCGGAAGAAGCGGCUCAGGGACAUCACAGGAGUCAUGGCGAAGGAGGCUGCCGUGCAGACCCUCGACCCCGCCUUCACUGACCAGUGGACGGAGGCGGCUGGCGUGGCGGCCAUCAGGCCAGCCCUGGGAGGCAGCUACGUGGACCCUGCACCCAUCGCCAGUCACGUCGUCAGCGCGGACGCGAUAGAAGUCCUGACAGCUUACAGCCCGGCCGUGUUUGCGCUCCACGACCUGCUCAAGCAGCAGCUGAGCCUGACGCAGCAGUUUGUGGAGGCCAGCCAGCACCUGCACGCGUCCCUCCUGCAGUCCCUGGACCGAGACUCAUUCCACUACCACACCCUGGAGGAGACCAAAGAGUACAUCAGGCACCACAGGCCCGCCCCGCUGACCAUGGAGGACGCUCUGGAGGAGGUGGAGGAGGAGCUGUGAGUGCCAGCAGGUGAGGCUACCCUCGCGGGUCUGAUCUGGCCAGUAUACUGGCCGUGACACUCAGUGGUGGGGCAGGUGGCACCCAGGAGUACCCCAAGCAGAAUCUCAGUUCCAGCCUUUUCUAGCUGAGUAACUGAAACUCCCAGUCCCUGCCUCCUUGGAGUGCCCUGCACCUGAGAGGACAUGCCACAGGCCAGUGGAAAUGGAACCCCGGGUAGAGCUGUCACCAUGCAGGGCAAGACAGAGGACGCCAGCUUGUCUAGAGCCCCGCAGAGCAGCUCCACCUGCCCAGGUGCUGGCUUCCCUACAAGCCAAGGUAGAUGGGGCAUGAGGAGGAAACAGUGCCGGGCACUCUGCACGAGACGCCAGGCAGAGCUUCUACACCCAGGACACCUCCUCCCUGCGUGGCCCAAGCACACCUCUGACUUAAAGACACAGAGAAAAAGGUCUUUAAAAAAGUCUUUAUUUGAAGGCAAAACAGUAAAAUCCACAAGAAAUUGUUAACAGCAUGUGUUUACAUUUAUCCUGAAUCAGACACGUUUGAACAAUUCACAGCUACAGGAAAUCUAGAACAAAAUCAAAUAUUUUAUCACAUCAGGUUGAAAAGUUGGAGAGGAUUCUGCAUCUUAUGGAAAAGAAUUUUUCAAAAAUGUUUCUG
This is a messenger RNA of Diceros bicornis minor, 3477 nucleotides long. It is a transcript of the gene C20H19orf44, whose product is annotated as chromosome 20 C19orf44 homolog. The transcript is spliced from 9 exons. Lineage: Eukaryota; Metazoa; Chordata; Mammalia; Perissodactyla; Rhinocerotidae. The coding region runs from base 918 to 2819 and encodes 633 amino acids. The record is from RefSeq and is a predicted model, not a curated record.